AGCAUAGUAGUAAUAACCCCACUCUAACUUGCUCCUUCUCAGUUCUCACAUUCAAAUGCAAAUCCCGCCACCCUUCUCUCUCAUAUAACAAAAUUCAAAUCCCACUUUCCAUUGCUACCAUCCCAUAACCAUUGCCUUUCUCUUUGAAGAGUCAGCGAAUCCAAAAAGAAACCCCAUUUCACUUUUUUUUUUUUUUUGUAUCAUUCUAUUCUCCUUUAGCUCUUUAGCUUGUUUACAAAAUCCUUCAACAUGAAGAAGAUAUUAACAUCAUCAUCAUCAUCUUAUUCAUCCACCCUCAGUUUGGACUCUUCUUUGUGCAACUCCAAAAGUGCCACUACUGCAGGGUGUCUCACAGCAAUCUUGCGAAGGAUUCUCUGCUCUGGAGGCCUUCCAACACACCCAUCAGACCAAAUCGGAGAACUUGACUCAAUGCCAAAGAUGAGUGACAAAGUUCAAGAAUUCAAGACUAAACACAACACCGAAUCUAUAGCCACCGCCACUACUACUACUAUUACUCCUGGGAUACUAGAAAGGUUAAUGGGUUUGGAAUCAAUGGUAGUAGAGAGAGAUACAAAUACAGCCAAUGAAUCAACAUCAAGUUCUUCACUUCCACGUAGCAAAUCAAUGAACUCUGUGGACUACUUGGGGGAAUGCAAGAGAAUGGACGGUCUUCAUAAGCGUGCUAAGUCUUCAUCAUUCCGUGAGGUUCCAACUUUCCUCUUGCAUGAAAGUGAGAACUUCUUGGUGCUCAGCUUUGAAAGUGGAUGUGAUGGUGGAGAAUUCAGGUCCAAAGAGAGAAAAAAAGAAAAGGGUUCAAAAGAGAGAAGUGAGUUGAAGAAAAACAAGAGAGAAAAGGUGCAUGAUGACAUGUUUUCUGUCAAUGUUGGAAAUGAUGGUGAAUUUGCCCAAACUACGACACUGUUCAUGGCUUGUUCUGAAAAGGAGUACGUUGGUUCAGAAAUGGUGGGAUUCUCAUUCUCACACCCCGUGAAGCGCAAGGAAGUUACCAAUGGUGAGAAAUUGAAGAGGAGAAAAAAGGGAACAACGUGUUAUGCAGAAAAGAAGGUGGACACUGAAUGCAGUUCAGAAGAUUCAAGCCCAGUUUCUAUCUUUGAUUUUGAGCGUGGAGCUCCUGAAACAGAGAUGGAUACAAGUUGGAGAAGAAAAUUGUCACCAGAGCUUGAAAAUGAGCAGCUUGAUGAUCUGCAUUGUGAUAGUAAUUUGAUGAUUAAAGAGAGGAAGGUCAAUACAAUUGAGGACAACAAAAAUGAAGGAUCAAAGAAAAGUGAGAAGCAAAGCCAGGAAUGUAUAGAUAUUCGGGGAGAAAUUUGUAUGCUAGUUGAAGGUGAAUUGGGAUCAAAUAGGUUAGAGGAAGGGUUGUGGAAACAAGGUGAUAUUGAAAGUGUGUGCGCAGAUUUUGAGUCACAAAUUUUUUAUCAUAUGUUACAUGAGUUCAUAGAUCAACUUGUUGGGGAUCCCUUGAAAGCAUUGCAAUUUCAAAAUUUGUAAAACAAGCAAAUGAAUGAAAUGUAAAAAGAUUUUUAUUCUCUUCUCC
Glycine soja is the source of this 1555-nucleotide messenger RNA. RefSeq lists its product as uncharacterized. The record is from RefSeq and is a predicted model, not a curated record. Bases 250 to 1509 code for a protein of 419 amino acids. NCBI's taxonomy places the organism in Eukaryota, Viridiplantae, Streptophyta, Magnoliopsida, Fabales, Fabaceae. The transcript is spliced from 2 exons.